AUUCGGCACGCGCUGCAAAGAUAAAGGCAAGAAAAGAUAAUAGAGAGAUUUCAGCAGCAAAAAUACAGAAAGCCUGGUUCAUUUAUGUGGACAAAACAUUGUUUAAACUCCUAAAACAUACAGUUUGUGCAGCGAUUGACUGGUGAAACGUUUCCACCUUGCAUCGUGUUUAAAAUUUUUUUUAAAGGUGAUACCCACAGUUACAAGUAUUUCAGCGGGAAAAAUUUACUAAAGCCGUCAAGUAAGCAUCCUGAAAGCUUCAUCACUUGUCUUGUGGUGUCUCCAUCCAUGUGUCUGAGAACCUGCUAACAAACAGAAGGACAACAGCUGGAGCUUCGGACACCCCAACUUAACACAUAGCUCCUCUUUUGGACACUUCCUUUGACACAAACAUGGAAAAUCAGAAUUUACAGAACCGGAGAGAAGCAGCUGGUCAGAGACGUCCUCCACCAGAAGAGAAUCCCAGGGUGAAAUGCAGAGACUGUGGGGCCUUUGGGCACACUGUAAGAAGCAGAAAGUGUCCUAUCAAGUGUUGGGAUGGGGCCAAGGCACCACUACCCUUGGGAGUAAAGAAGGAAAAGGAGAACCGGGACCCUCAGAAGAAGCCGCAGAAUCCCCAGAGUCUUGAGCCAGCGAAUGAGACAGAAAGAGAGAGAGAAGAAAGAGAAAGACUAGAGAAGAGGAAGAAGGCUCUCUUGCUCAGAUUUCCCAAGAAACCCCCAGAGAAGAAGCCACAGAGUUGGAAGGAUACAACGCAUUCUGGUGACUAUCUGAGGCGCCCGAGCAGACCAUCAUUCAUCCAUAUAAGCAGGAAAAUGUCUCUGAGCCAUACUCAGGCUAGUGUGCCAGGAGAUGAGAAAUCUGAUGGCCAACCUGUGUGCCAUACAACACCUUCCACAGAAGAUGCUAAUAUUGUCGUGCCUCUUGAGGAAGAACAUUUUCAGACCUUGGAUGUCCCUAGAGUGCCAAAAACAGCAUUUGGCCACAGUGAUGAGGACCCAGCUGUCAGUGAGAAGCCAUCAGACCAAAGCAUGGAGAAUCACAUCCAUCAAGUCCCAGAGGCUGCCUUCCAAGUGCAGGAAGUGGGCCACAUGUUUAAUACUCAGUCACUAACCCAGCACUCUGUUGAAGAUAAACAUUCCCACCUGUCUUCUGCAGAGCAUACAGAUAACCAGGAAACUAAACUCAGCUUCAAGGCAACCAGUAAGAGAAAUUUCUACAUCUGCACCCAGAUUAUCCCAAAUUCUACAAAGAAAUUUCGACUAAGCUCCUACCAAACACCCAAGAAGAGCACCAAAAGGCCUAUGUUAGAGCCUUCCCAGCCUGUGCCAUGUUCUAGUACCAGUGGAGUUGAACCAAAAGGAUUACCUGAAGGGGCCAAUGUUGAACAACAGCCUCCACACAACAGAGCUCGCCUGAAUUUCACCCAGCCUCAUGCCGAGUCUCAUCAUUCACUGAGCAGCCACGUUCCAGUGCAGCCCCUCCGAAUGGUCUUCACUAGAUUGAGAAACGACUACUGGAGCUCCAAGAUCUUGGAAACUUCCUCAUUCCAGAUUACUGAGAAGAAAAUAUCUCCUCUUAAGAUUUCACUCUCCCUGAAGCACUCUGGAGGUCUGUCUUUCUGGGUCCCUCGUAAGUAGCAUUCCAGGCUCCUUCUCUGAAGAGAAUAAAAGAGAAGUCCACAUGAAAACAGAGACUGCCUCAGGGGGACUUCUGGGAGACUGUUGGGUAGAGGGGUGGAGUUCAGAGGAGAGCUGACUGAGCCAGUUGAACCGGGUCCUGUGGACAGAGAGGCCUGUGAAGAGACGAGAUACUAUCAGCAGCCCAGCAGACAGAUACUUACUGUUCAGAUCAAAUAAACUGUACUUUAAGUGGAGCUUACUGGAGUGAAACGUUAAGGAGUUUAAUGUGAAGUCUGUGAGAAUUUGAGUUGGCACAUACGUGUGCUUGCUUUUAUUCACACAUUAAGUACAAAACAGGAAUUACCCUGUUUUGCAUUCAAUUACCUCCAUUAGUGGAAAGUCCGAAUGAUUUCUACGACCUACAUCUUCACAGAAGGGUGCUCUCUCGUGGGUAAGAGCCAUCGUGAAGAAAGUUCUUUUGCACUUAGAGAUGUUCUUCUCUACUGACUUGUAAAUACAUUUUAAAAAUAUGUUUCAGUGUUGAUAAAGUUCUAGAAAUUAUACCAAAGAAAAAAGGAACUGUACCUUGAUGCCUUUCCCUAAUGAGGUACAGCUGCCACUCCCAUGAAAUAACCCUAACAGUUCAUUCUGUGGCCUUCAUUUUCCCCAUGAAAUGAGAUUUUAUAAUUCCGUUUGUUCUUAUUAAGAUGUUAUCAAGCUAUUCAGCCUUUUUCAGUGGACACUAGAAUGUUCUUUAAAUGAACAGAACAUACUCAACUUGAAGAGAACAGUUUGGACUGGCCCUCGUCCCUGUCAUUCCUUUUCAAAACAAAUUUGACUAAUAUGUAAAUUCAUAGUUGAAAGAAAAUGUGCAAUGGUGGUGGGAUCUUUCUCAGUCUGAGUUUACAUUUUUGAUCUUUGAAUAAAAGUUUCUUCAACAAA
Molecule: messenger RNA, 2564 nt
Organism: Rattus norvegicus (Norway rat)
Lineage: Eukaryota; Metazoa; Chordata; Mammalia; Rodentia; Muridae
Source: RefSeq, a predicted model, not a curated record